This is a messenger RNA of Nanorana parkeri, 638 nucleotides long. RefSeq names its product protein FAM150B-like. The transcript has 4 exons. Lineage: Eukaryota; Metazoa; Chordata; Amphibia; Anura; Dicroglossidae. The record is from RefSeq and is a predicted model, not a curated record. Gene Ontology annotation, biological process: positive regulation of ERK1 and ERK2 cascade; positive regulation of ERK5 cascade. Gene Ontology annotation, molecular function: receptor tyrosine kinase binding; receptor signaling protein tyrosine kinase activator activity. Bases 126 to 638 code for a protein of 170 amino acids.
GGUAGCCUGGGAGUGAAGGAUGCUCACACUCAGUGGCAGGCUGAACCAUACUGAUACAAGUCUACUUUCUUUACUCCCACCUAAUCUAGAGCUGUGGACGACCACUUGACUCGCUGGAUAAGAAGAUGAGGGAUGCCCUAUACAGCGCAGUGCUGGCCAUUCUGCUCCUGUUGCUCUCCUCUGGAUACUGCAAGGACAGGACUGACUCCACUAACCUCACAGACAAGAACCUGCUCAAUUAUAUCAUGAAACUCAUCAAAGACUUUAAGAGGUAUAACCUGGAUGAGGAGAAUAAAGGGCAAUAUCCCUCCAAACAAAGUUAUUACCCGGAGGAAAAGGAGGAUAUGGAGUAUGGAGCCUACCAGGAGCAGAGAGUAGAAAUCGUUCCCCGAGACCUUCGGAUGAAAGAAAAAUUUUUAAAGCAUUUAACAGGUCGACUUUCCUUCACAAGUCCAAAUUGCAAUAAACAUUUUCGGAGGCUUUACAACAGCACAAGAGAUUGCACAAUUCCAGCCCGUAAAUCCCACUGCACAGAUAAUUCUCUGCACAACAUACCAGCUUAUGCAGAGGAAUUCCUGAGUCCUAAAGUGUGCACAAAGAGGGGAGUGGGCUCCAGUGGCAACACUUCCUCAUCCUGA